AAGUAGUCAAGUAGUAGUAGUAUGUGACAAGCUCCACGGUCUGCUUUCUGGCUUUUCCUUCCAAUAAACAUCAGGGUGCGAAUCUGAGUAGUUCCUUGCUCAAGACCACGAAGCAAGAGCGAAGCAGAACCGGUUUUCAAUUCAUCGAAACUCUUGAAAAGUUCCUUUGCUUUUACAGCGAAAGCACCUGCCAACAAAUUGGAACCAUAAUCCCCUCCAUCUGCCUCGCUCUCUAUCUGACUGCGCGCGUGCUCGUCGCAAACCAUGUCCAUGCUGUCGCUGCAGCUGCUUCUUCUCCCGCUCGCCUCCUUCCUGCGCACGGCUGCAUCCAGCACCGGCAGCAACGGGAGCUGCGCGCCGGAGUCAUGCGGGGACCUCACCAUCAGGUACCCCUUCUCCCUCGCCGGCGUGCAGCCGCUCUACUGCGGCUACCCGCCCUUGGACCUCACCUGCGAGGCCGGCACCGGCCCCGCCUACCUGAGCAACACGUUCAGGGAGCACCUGUUCCGCGUCGACAACAUCUCCUACGCGGACAACUCCAUGGUGGCCGCCGUGCAGACAGCCUUCGCCGGCGACACCGGCUGCCCCGUCCCCGACUUCAACGUGACGGCCAGCCUCGCCCUCUUCCCGUUCAACAUCAGCGCCACCAACAAGCGCCUCGUGUUCUUCUACAACUGCGCCGUGCCCGCUGAGUUCUUGCUGCGGCGGAAGUGCGCCAACCACACGAUGGGGGCGUACAUCUCGAAGCGCAGCUGGGGCGCCGGCGAAGGCGGCACGCCACCGCAGGGGGUUUCCACCAACUGUAGCUCGGUGAGCGUGCCGGUGCGCCGAGGAAUGGAGCCAGCUCAGCUGCACUACGACUACGUGCGGCUGAUCAGGGAGGGAUUCCUCCUGAAGCUGCCGCCGGUGCUGGGAGACUGCGACCGAUGCAGACAGAUGAGCUGCGGGGAGUGCAGGUUCGAUCAGUUCUCGUUCAAGUGCGUCUGCGGCCCCGACGGGAAGCUCUGCCCCAAUUCCACCCAACCCAGCUCACCAACUCCUCCAGAUACAGGUACAGGUGCAAAGGAUGUUGGAAUAAAGUAUGUCACAGGAAUCACAAGUGCUGUUCUGUUUGUCAUCAUACUGGGACUCGUGUGCCAUCUCAUACAACUCAAUCGAGCCAAGAACAAGAAACGAUCUGCGUCAGUGGACGGCCUCUUCCGUGAAGGAUCGCCGCUGGCAUCGCUCCGCAAGGAGUUCAACGGCCUUGCCGGCUCGCCGUGCACCCACAUCUUCACCUACGAGGAGCUCGACGCGGCCACCGACGGCUUCGGCAACGCCAAUGAGCUCGGCGCCGGCGGCUUCGGGACACUCUACAAAGGGGUUUUCCGGGACGGGAGCGUGGUGGCGGUGAAGCGGCUGUACAAGAACAGCUACAAGGGCGUGGAGCAGUUCGCCAACGAGGUGGACAUCCUCUCACGCCUGCGCCACCCCAACCUCGUCGCGCUCUACGGCUGCACCUCCUCCUCCCGCGACCUCCUCCUCGUCUACGAGUUCGUCCCCAACGGCACGCUCGCCGACCACCUCCACCACGGCAAGGACGGCGGCGGCGACACCCUCAUGCUCGCGUGGCCGACCCGGCUCGGCAUCGCCGUCGAGACGGCCGCCGCGCUGGCCUACCUCCACGCGCACCAAGUCCUGCACCGCGACGUCAAGACGACCAACAUCCUCCUCGACGACGGGUUCCACGUCAAGGUGGCCGACUUCGGGCUGUCCCGGCUGUUCCCGGCCGACGGCGCCACGCAGCACGUGUCCACGGCGCCGCAGGGCACCCCCGGGUACGUCGACCCGGCGUACCAACGCCGGUACCAGCUCACGGACAAGAGCGACGUGUACAGCUUCGGCGUGGUGCUCGUCGAGCUCGUGUCCUCCAGGCCGGCGGUGGACAUGGCCCAGGCCGACACCGACGUGAACCUGGCAUGCAUGGCCGUGCGCAUGAUACAAUGCUGCGAGAUCGACCGGCUGGUCGACCCGCGGCUCGGGUACGGGUCGUCGGCGAGCGAGACGAAGGGGACGAUCGACAUGGUCGCCGAGGUGGCGUUCCGGUGCCUGCAGCCGGAGCAGGACGUGCGGCCGUCCAUCGGCGAGGUGCUGGACGUGCUCAGACAGGCUCAUCACAGCAUUACCGAGAAGGUGACCUGCGCGUCCACUGAUGGCGCGGUGUUGGUGAAGAAGAGCAGAGACGGAUCGCCUGACUCCGUGAUGAACCAGUGGAUCAGCCCAUCAACCACCUUCAAUUAUAGCAGUUGAUAGAGCGGGAAAUACACAGAUGUGAACCAAACACGCCCUUUGGUUCCUGGUUGUAUAUACACCCUAUACAGAGAUUUUAUUUUAAUAAUUAAACAAAAAGUCAAAAUAGUUUAAAAGUA
This is a messenger RNA of Triticum aestivum (bread wheat), 2408 nucleotides long. RefSeq names its product LEAF RUST 10 DISEASE-RESISTANCE proteinUS RECEPTOR-LIKE PROTEIN KINASE-like 1.2. Gene Ontology annotation, biological process: protein phosphorylation. The record is from RefSeq and is a predicted model, not a curated record. The transcript is spliced from 5 exons. Bases 265 to 2289 code for a protein of 674 amino acids. Gene Ontology annotation, molecular function: polysaccharide binding; ATP binding; protein kinase activity. NCBI's taxonomy places the organism in Eukaryota, Viridiplantae, Streptophyta, Magnoliopsida, Poales, Poaceae.